This is a messenger RNA of Sorex araneus (European shrew), 1261 nucleotides long. RefSeq names its product mediator complex subunit 27 (gene MED27). Gene Ontology annotation, biological process: regulation of transcription by RNA polymerase II. NCBI's taxonomy places the organism in Eukaryota, Metazoa, Chordata, Mammalia, Eulipotyphla, Soricidae. The record is from RefSeq and is a predicted model, not a curated record. Gene Ontology annotation, cellular component: mediator complex. Gene Ontology annotation, molecular function: transcription coactivator activity. The transcript is spliced from 8 exons. Bases 41 to 976 code for a protein of 311 amino acids.
AGCGCGCGCGGGCGCCGCGCCGGGCCGGCCCCGCGGUUCCAUGGCGGACGCGCUGAGCGUCGGCGUCAACCUGGAGGCCUUCGCGCAGGCCAUCGGCGCCGUGCAGGCGCUGCGCUCCAGCGUGAGCCGCGUCUUCGACUGCCUCAAGGACGGCAUGCGCAACCGCGAGACGCUGGAGGGCCGCGAGAAGGCCUUCAUCGCGCUCUUCCAGGACAACCUGCACUCGGUCAACCGCGACCUCAAUGAGCUGGAGCGCCUGAGCAACCUUGUGGGCAAGCCCUCCGAGAACCACCCGCUCCACAACAGCGGGCUGCUCAGCCUCGACCCGGUGCAGGACAAGACGCCGCUCUACAGCCAGCUCCUGCAGGCCUACAAGUGGUCGAACAAGCUGCAGUACCACGCGGGCCUGGCGUCCGGCUUGCUGAACCAGCAGUCCCUGAAGCGCUCGGCCAACCAGAUGGGAGUGUCCGCGAAACGGAGGCCCAAGGCCCAGCCCACCACGCUCGUCCUGCCGCCCCAGUACGUGGAUGACGUGAUCAGCCGCAUUGACAGGAUGUUUCCGGAAAUGUCCAUCCACUUAUCCAGGCCCAACGGGACGUCCGCCAUGCUCCUGGUGACCUUGGGGAAGGUGUUGAAGGUGAUCGUCGUCAUGCGGAGCCUGUUCAUUGAUCGCACCAUCGUGAAGGGCUAUAACGAGCGAGUCUACACGGAGGACGGCAAGCUGGACAUAUGGUCCAAAUCCAACUACCAAGUAUUCCGGAAGGUCACCGACCACGCCACCACGGCCCUGCUCCACUACCAGCUGCCGCAGAUGCCCGACGUCGUGGUGCGCUCCUUCAUGACCUGGCUGCGGAGCUACAUCAAGCUCUUCCAGGCCCCGUGCCAGCGCUGCGGGAAGUUCCUGCAGGACGGCCUGCCCCCCACCUGGAGGGACUUCCGGACCCUCGAAGCCUUCCACGACACCUGCCGGCAGUGACCCCGCCCAGCUGGGCCCUGCAGACCCUCGGCCCUUCCAGACCAGCCCACCUGACGGGGUCACUGUGCUCCCGGCGGCCCUGCAGCUAUGCCCUCCUUGGUGAAGCCCCAGGGACAGGCCCGGUAGAGGGAGCCCAGGACCAGGCUGGGACUGUGCCCGGCACCUUGGGGGCCACCGAGGUCACGCCUGGUGGCUUGGACUCUUCGCGGCGACUGGCCGUGCUGGCCUGGCAGACAUGGCCGGGUCAGGGCUGUGCCAGAGACUGGUGGGGGGGGGGGCGGGACU